GUCGUUUCACUGCUAUAUUUCCUUACAUUUUGAGGAUACAGUCAAGCUACAUAUUUUGCCAUUGAGAAGGUUUACGUCUUCGGUGGAAUUUGGAUUUAGAUGCAGUUAUCCAAGCUGAGAGGAUGGGAGCUGUAGGACAAAGGCGAGGUCUCUUUCUCUGCAUCGCAUUGGUUUGUCUGGAGCAGGUUGGAGCACAAAUCAAAUAUUCCAUUGCCGAGGAAGUCAAAGUGGGAACGGUGGUGGGAAAUGUCGCCAAGGACCUGGGAUUGGACAUCAGCACUUUGGUGGAGAGACGUUUUCGCAUUGUUUCAGGCAUGGAGGGGGCUCAGUUUGAGGUAAAUGUGAACAAUGGCGUCCUCUUUGUGAGUAAAACCAUCAACAGAGAGGAGCUUUGUGAGGGUGUUUCACCGUGCUUAGUUAAUCUGAAAUUAGUCGCUGAGAACCCCAUGGAAAUACAUCAUGUCAUCAUAGAAAUUAUAGAUAUUAAUGACAAUUCACCCACUUUUCAAGAGGAAGAAUUCAUUUUGGAAAUAUCCGAGUCCACACUUCCGGGUAGACGCUUUCAGUUACCAAAUGCACGCGACCCCGAUGUUGUCACAAAUACAGUGCGUGUGUAUAAAUUAAAUAUCAAUGAAUAUUUUAGUGCACAAAUUAGAGAAAUAGGUGAGGACAAGGUACCAUUUUUAGUAUUACAAAAGUCUCUAGACCGAGAAAAGAAUUCUGAGCACAGGCUUGUUCUCAGUGCAGUUGACGGUGGAAAUCCACCAAGAUCUGGAACUCUUAAUGUCACAGUGAAAGUCCUGGAUUCAAAUGAUAACCAUCCCACAUUUUCGCAAGAUGUCUAUUCUGUCACGUUAUCUGAAAAUGUGAAGCCUGACACAAGCAUCAUUCAGGUUGAAGCAACUGAUUUAGAUGAUGGAUUAAACAAGGACAUUGAAUAUUACUUUGGAGGACAACUAGAUUCCAAAAUGUAUGAAAUGUUCAGUUUAGAUAAAAUCACUGGAGAAAUAAGGGUGAAAGGCCAAAUUGAUUUUGAGAAGGUAGAUGUUUACAAAUUAGAUGUCCACGCCACAGACAAAGGACACCCACCAAUGAGCACCUAUUGCCGGGUGAUCAUAAAAAUACUUGAUGAAAAUGACAACCAACCUGAAAUAGACGUGACAUCUCUUUCCAAAAUGAUAGCAGAGGAUUCAAAACCUGGGACCGUCAUUUCUCUUAUUAGCAUUGCCGACAAAGACGUCGGCUUGAACGGAAAAGUCAGAUGUAGUCUCUCAGAAAAUGUCCCAUUUGAAUUAAAACAGUCAUUUCAAGACAACAUGUAUUCGCUGAUUCUGAAAGACGGACUGGAUCGCGAAUUAGUGGCGGGAUAUGACAUCAAAAUCACAGCUACAGACUGUGGUCUGCCUCCUCUGUCUACUUUUAAAAAUCUGCAUGUCGACGUGUCAGAUGUUAAUGAUAAUAUUCCGACAUUCUUGCACAGUCCAAUCCAACUUUAUUUGCUAGAAAAUAACGUGCCAGGGAAGUCCAUUUUUUCUGUCACUGCAUUUGAUAAAGACUUGAAUGAAAACGCGGCGCUGACUUAUCACAUUAACAGAGGAGAAGAAAGCCAGGUUAAAAUGUCAACAUUUUUAAACAUCAACCCUGAGAAUGGCGUAAUAUCAGCUCUAAAAAGUUUUGACUUUGAGACGCUGAAAAGCUUCCACUUCCAAGUGGUGGCCACGGAUGGUGGGAGUCCUCCACUGAGCAGCAACGUGACAGUGAAGGUGUUCAUUCUGGAUCAGAACGACAACGCUCCAGUCAUCCUGUAUCCAAUCAGCUCCAACGGUUCUGCCCAGGGUGUGGAGGAGAUUCCCCGCAACUUCAAAGCGGGAGACUUGGUGACCAAAGUUCGAGCCUACGACGCCGACAUCGGCUACAAUGGCUGGUUGCUCUUUUCGCUGCAGCAAGUCAGCGACCACAGUCUGUUUUCUUUGGACCGCUACACGGGCCAGAUCAGAACACUUCGCUCCUUGACGGAGACGGACGAGGCCGAGCAUCGCCUGCUCAUCCUGGUCAAAGACAACGGCAACGUGUCGCUCUCGGCGAUGGCUACCGUGACCGUCAAACUCGUGGAGCCCAAAGAGGCUUUUGCUGCUUCCGACGUGAAGAGUGUGGCUACGGUGGACGAGGAGGACAAUGUGACUUUUUACCUGAUGAUCACUUUGGGCUCGGUGUCGCUCCUUUUUGUCAUCAGCAUCAUCGUGCUGAUCGCCAUGCAGUGCUCCAAAUCCACAGAGUACACUUCCAAAUAUCUGCAAGAAACCAAUUAUGAUGGCACGCUGUGUCACAGCAUUCAGUACAGAUCGGGAGACAAACGCUACAUGUUAGUUGGACCUCGAAUGAGUAUCGGCUCCACCAUAGUACCGGGCAGCCACGCCAAUACUCUGGUGCUCCCUGACAGGAGACACACUUCUGGCGAGGUAAGAAAGACCAUUUCCUCUUUUAUACCCGACAGCUGUGUACAAAAGUGA
This is a messenger RNA of Syngnathus typhle (broad-nosed pipefish), 2510 nucleotides long. Its product is annotated as protocadherin alpha-8-like. Bases 123 to 2510 code for a protein of 795 amino acids. The record is from RefSeq and is a predicted model, not a curated record. Gene Ontology annotation, cellular component: plasma membrane. Lineage: Eukaryota; Metazoa; Chordata; Actinopteri; Syngnathiformes; Syngnathidae. The transcript has a single exon. Gene Ontology annotation, biological process: homophilic cell-cell adhesion. Gene Ontology annotation, molecular function: calcium ion binding.